AUGGCUUUCGGCUACAAGACGGUGCUGCUGUUGGGCGCCACUUCGGGCAUCGGCGCCGCGCUGGCACGCAAGAUGCUCGACGGCGGCAGCAAGGUGAUCCUCGUAGGCCGACGAAAGGAGCGGCUCGACGAGCUGGCCGGCGGCUACGACGCCUCCAAGGCCGUGCCCGAGGUGUUUGACAUCACGCAGCUCUCUGCGAUCCCGUCGUUUGUCGAGCGCAUCACGCGCGACCAUCCGGACCUCGACUGCGUCGUGCUCAACUCGGGCAUCCAGCGAACCAUGAACUUUGCGCGGCCCGAGACCAUCGACCUGUCGGCGUUUGGCGACGAGUUGACGACCAACUACACGUCCUAUGUCCACCUCACCGUCGCCCUGCUGCCCUUCCUCCAGGCCAAAAAGGAACGGUCGGCCCUCGUCUACACGUCGUCGGGCCUCGCCUUUGCGCCCAUCGUGCCGUGCCCCACCUACUGCAGCACCAAGGCGGCGCUGCACCACUUCCUCCUCGCGCUGCGGCAGCAGCUCAGGGACAACGACUUUGCCCGGAUCCAGGUCGUCGAAAUCUUCCCGCCCGCCGUCCAGACGGAGCUCCACGGUCCAAAGGGCGGCCACAUCGGCAUGCCGCUCGACGACUUCACCGAAAAGGCGUGGGCCGGCCUGCAGCAGGGCCUCGACGAGAUCCCGGUGGGCAUGGCCGAAAAGGCCCACGCCGGCUGGGAGCAGCAGAGGCAGCAGAUGUUUGCCCACAUGCACGGAGAGAUGGAAAAGAGCGGCAUGCUCGGACACCUCUACAACAUCCGCGAUUGA
Molecule: messenger RNA, 804 nt
Organism: Pseudozyma flocculosa PF-1
Lineage: Eukaryota; Fungi; Basidiomycota; Ustilaginomycetes; Ustilaginales; Ustilaginaceae
Exons: 1
Coding region: 1-804 (267 amino acids)
Molecular function (GO): oxidoreductase activity
Source: RefSeq, a predicted model, not a curated record